CUCGGGAAAGAACAUCAGAACAAAGAUAGCGAGUGUGUGAGCUGAGAUAAACCUCCGAGAAUACGCGUACUCUGUUAAAAUUAUAAAUAUUGAAUAAUAUAAUAAAAGAUAUACAGUAUGCACGUACUAUAUAAGUAUUGUUGUCAUUGUCGUUAAAUAUUAAUAUGCCUUUACAUAUGCAUAUGUAUGAAUGAACGAAAGUGAAUAUAAAAGCGAUUUUAUGAAAAUGUUAUUUGUUAAAAAUGCCAGAUAAACAAAAAAAUAAUACCGAAUACUUCGAGUUUAUAGCUUAAUCAGUUUUAGAAGAAAGUCUGAAAUGUAUGUAUAGUAAUUAAAAUUCAGAGCACAAAAAGUCGGCUAUAUUAUGACAAUGUGUGUAAUAAGUAUUUAAUUAAAAUUAAAAACUGGUUUAGCUUUAGAGUAUACCCUUUGUACCAACUGAAAAUAUAGUAUGAAAUCGAUCAAAUUAAUUUCACAGCAAGAUUUGCUCUAAGGAAGAAAUAAGUUUUGUUAACCGUAUAUAUGCAUACCCACAAAGAAAAACCUAAAUAAAUAUGUAUUUACUCUCAACCCGUAUACGAAUUAAUGAAAUUUAAUUGAUGACACAAAAAAUUAAUUGAAUAAAAAAUAUACAUACCGUCUCAAGUGGACUUGAAGAAAACAAUUAACGCGCUGGUAUCUACCGAAAAUUUUAAGAUUUCUGGCAUAAAAACUAGCUUUGGGAAUCUUCUUGAGAAUGUGUUUGUGAAUAAGGUCACACCUAUAAUGAAUGAACUAAAUCAUGCAUACAGUAAACGCUAUGACGGUUUCUUGUGAUAAAAAUUAAAUACUCUGAAUAACCAAACUGGAGGGAGGAGUGGAUCAUCACUGCAAGUAUACGUAAUAUUGUAUAUCAUAACACAAGAGCAAUUAAUAAUGAGUACUAAUGUUGGUGUGCGGGCGCGACUACAUACUAUUUGUCGCAUAUCCUGCACAUGUACAAACACAUUUGACGGAAUUUCAUUGACAUCAAUAAUGAAUUCAUUUCACUGGCUGUUAAUAAUCUUAUUGUUGGUUAGUUGUGAUAUGUGCAAAUCAAAUGAAUAUCCAGUGACAAGCAAAUCAGUAACUGCAAUUGGCGGCACAAACAGUAACGAGAAAAUAACGCAUGAUACUACAAAUCUGUUCGAUGCGCACGGGGAACAGAAAAUAAGUUCUGCAACUGAAUAUGGCAUAAGUCAAAAAGUAAUAAUCUUUGAUACAACAAAUAUCAAAAAUGUUACAAUUAUAAAUGUAACAGACGAGUGUAUGGAACACUGCAACCUGGAGGCAGAUAAUUAUUUCAAUGAAUACGGAUUGGAUUGUGUUGCAAAAUACGGGAGCCCCGUAUGCUUCAAAAAACGAUGCAUAAAAGGAUGUGAACAAUGGAUUGAAGCAUUACAAAACUCUGAGCCUUGCCAGGAAAUAUGUGUUUCAACGCAACUACAUAGCCUUGAUUUGCCAUGCACAUUUGCUUGUGAGAUGGGUCAAAGGCGAUACUGGGACCACCUAAAGGAAAUGGUAGAAGCAAAAAUAAACCGUGAAAUUCCUUAUAUAAAAAUGACAAAUAACACAGAUGAUUUUACUUUGAUUUGGGAUAUUUUGUUGCCUGAUUUCUUUUUCACGAGCGACCAGUUUAGCAUAUACAUACAAUACCAAUAUGAUAAAGAAAACAUUUCCGAGCCGCAAACUUGGAAAAACGUUGCAAAUUUUGAUUGCAACAGACACUUCGUGUGCGAAAUACUCAAUGAUCUGAUUCCUUUUACCGUUUAUAGGUUUCGUUUCAAAUUGAAAUUUGGAAAAAAUACAAAUCAAAUUUUAUAUUCGCCUCCAGCUAAGCCAUUUAAAACCAAAGCCAAAGGUGUUCCGCUUUCGAAACCACUUUUGAAACAAGCAAUUGGUUUAGAUCACAAUCAUAUCAGUAUCAUUUGGGAACCUGGUAUUUUUACUUGUGGGCCUUUAAAAGGUUAUAUAUUAACUUUGGAGAACACAAAUUCAUCACAAAAGCAGAUAUUGCAGCACGACAAACAAAGUUUUGUUUUUUCUCAUUUGCUACCAGCUACGAAAUACUCUAUAAAGCUAUCCAUGCUAAAUUCAGAGGGAGAAGGUAGUUUUGUUGAAACAUUUGUUCAAACAAAAGCUGCGCCUCUAUAUGGAAAUUCUGAGAACAUUGAUCUAGUGCUUUUAGCUGGAGAAUAUAGUAUUAGAGUUAAAAGUUUAGAAUCAUUACCAGACUCUAAACUGGUUUUCGAAAGUGAAUAUCUCAUAACAGAUUACGCGCUUUACUCAUCUUUUGGGGAGUACAUUGUCUAUAUUAUAGAUUCUUCGGGAAAUAUUAUAAAAGUUCCAUGGAAUGAUGAAAAACAAAGUGGAGCAAUUCCCACUUUAGACAAAUUUACUGAAUUUAAACCGAUGAAAAUUAGCGUAGAUUGGUUAAAUAAAAUGCUUUUCAUAGCGGUCCAGAUGUCUAUUGCUGAGUGGGCGAUUAUUUCUACGAAUUUAGAUGGGCACUUUAAUAAUUUUUUAACCAGAAAUAUAACAAAGCCAAUCGAUCACAUAGAAGUAGAUCCCAUUAAUGGUUGGUUAUUUUGGACCAAUAACGGCAGCCUUCUUCGAACAAAUCUCGCUAAUAAUUACUCAGAAAUUAUAAUUAAGAAGAAUGUUGCUACAUUUUCUAACAAUUAUCAAAGCAAUUUAAUAAUAUUUUAUAACACAAGUGAUCACGAAUUAUAUGAAAGCACUUUUGAUGGAGAAUAUAUUCAGAAACUUCCUUCCAUAUUACCCACUAGCAUGCCCCAAAUUCAAAGUUUUUGGUACAAUGGAAUUCAUCUACUGAGUACAAAUGGUACACAUCUAUUGAGGAAGAACUACAAUGCAAAUGAAUACGAUAUAUCGAUUGUGAAAGAGUUGGAAUGGUGUUGGAGUGUUUCGCCACUGGCACGAAAGGGACAAACAAGUUUUAUACAAACACAACCAAUCCUAGAGAAAAGCCCGGAAAACUUGACCGCUUUUGUCACUUCUAAUAUAGCGAAAAUUGUUUGGAAUGAACCGAAGCUAACUGAAUACCAGACGGAAUAUGCCUGGCGCAAGUGGGAUUAUGAGCUUGAAAUUAUGGACUUAGCAAGUAAUAGCGCUUUUAAUAUACGCAAUAUAAAGACAAAUUAUUUCAAUGUGCAAAAAUUACAACCGAACAAUGUGUAUAAGUUCCGUGUACGUACAGUUCUUGGUGGUAAAAUGGGCUUGUGGUCUAAAGCAUUGUUGACACGUACUUGGCCCUUUGGGGAGUAUACAUUUUUAGCGGCAAACCUUAAUGGUAUAUAUGAAAUUAAUGAAACCGGUGAGCAUGUAGAGCAGGUCGGUCAAAUGGAAAACGUAAAAGAUUUUGUGCAGUUGAAUGCAACAGUAUACUACAUUACCGAGGACAAUCGCUUGCAAUGUGCGAACAUCAUAAAUCCUGAGAUGAAUUGCUCAUUUACAGCCUCAAAUGCGAUUAGCUUGUCAUAUGAGUGGCGAGGUGGAAAAAUGUAUUGGGUAGAUUCACUGAGAUAUUGUGUGAAGAGAGCGAACUUAGAUGGAAGCCAGCAAGAGAUGCUGCCCAUAUUCGGUGCUCAGUAUAUUGAAGUAGAUUCGUAUAACGGCCAAAUUUACUACUCAACAAGAACGAGAUUAGUGAGACGAUUUUUAGGUGACACGCUUGACACAGAUGAAUAUGAAUAUUACCAUACCAGCGCAUACGAAGAUAUAAUAAGUGGCUUUGCCUUGGAUUUCAUAGCGAAACGGCUGUUUUGGAUUGUUCGGAAAGACGAUGGUAACGUUCAGCUAUUCCGCAUUAGCACUGACAUGUUUGCAGAUGAUUUGCAAUACAACAUAUUAGAAAAUGAUAUUCAAAUGGGCUCCUUAAGCUUUAUACAUGAAAUUGAUAGUCUUAUUUGGUUGCCAACAAAUUCAAAUGCAAUUAAUUUCGCAAGAGAAGACAAUUUAACCAAUGAAAUGCAAAUUCAACUUAUUCAGCUAAUAAAAAUAUAUUGCAUUCAUUUGAAGUCAAAUUAUAUUCCUUCAAAUGAUUUGUCAGUUGUUCCUAAAGCAGUUGAUUUCAAAAGUAUUCGCAUUAACCAAGAUUAUACCAAUGAAUGGAUUAUCAGAUGGCACCCAGUUAAUACUUCGGAAAAUUAUGCAAUAUUCUACAACAUUAUUUUACAAUUUAAUAAUUCUAAUUACCAAAGAGAUGUAAUUUAUAAGACUAAUGAAUCGUACAUAAGAAUAGAUAAAACACUUACAAUAGAGACAGAUUUUAAUAUUUCUAUAACACCAUUCACAUACUGGAGCUUUGGUCCAACCGCGAUUACACCACUUUUUGUUCCAAGUACUAGUAUAUCCCCUCCAAAGGGAAUGCGAAUUUUUAUUCUGCAUUUCAAUGACCCACUUGAGACUAAUAGCAAUAUUACUGCAAUAAUUCGUUGGGAAUCUCCGGAAAAUGUACAAUCCAUUUCCAAAAUAGGAUACAAAAUAUAUUGCUGGCUUGGAGAGAAGCUGCAUGCCGCCAAAAUAUAUAAUUCGAGUAACGAAGGAUUCUUUGAAACAUCAAUAGACGGUCUGCACAUAGGAGAGUCUUAUGUAUUUCAAGUGCAAUCUUUUAUAUUGGGAAUUGAUAAACAAGGGCAGAAUAGUACACUUCUACUUGAUAUUAAACCAGAACUUCAAUCAAUACCCAUCUUUCUAUAUGCUACAAGUGAAUUUAUUGCAGAAUACGAUCUGGAUUUGAAUAUGAAGAAAGUAUUAAUACGAACCAGCAGUCAAGUGGAGCAUUUGGCAGUUAUGUCAAGCGAAAGACGCAUAUUGUGGGUAAAUGAAAAUGUUGAGCUAAUUUCGUUUACACCUGGUUUAAAACCAAUGAAAUUAGCUAGAAUGCGAGCUGAAGUGCUGUCUUUGACUGUCGACUGGAUACAACGGAUUGUAUACUGGGCUGAAUUGGAUACAGAUGAUAAAUACACUGUUUCCAUAUAUCAAAUAGAUUUGUGUCAGUUUGAAGGAAAAGUAAUGACACCGAAUAAAUUAAUUACUCUCGACAGAGGAAAGAAUGUGAGAGACCUCAUGAUAAUGCCUUUUUUGAAUAUUCUUCUUUGGCUUGAACGGGAUACGGAAACAAAUAUUACUACUCUUGUUGGUCGAAUUUUGAGUAAUUCCACUUUCAUAGAUUUUGAUACCACAUCCGUUCACAAAAUGUUUGUGUCGUCACCUGUGUCAGUUAGCCUUGUAGAUAAGAGUGGAAGUAUUUGCAUUUACGAUAUUUUAAAGCGUCAAUGUAGUCAUCAUAUUCAUUCAGAUCUGAGAAACCCAGAGGAAAUAAUUAACAUAGACAGAGAUGGCAAUCAUAUAUAUAUGCUGGAAAAGGAAAAAGUAUAUUCUUAUAAUGUCCAAAAACAAAAUUUUGAAUAUCAAGUAAACAUUGAAAACAUAAAACAUGUUAAAGCAUAUAACUAUCAACAUUUUCCAGACAGCAGGUGCCUUUUGCCGGAUUAUGAGGUGUUAUUAAAAAAUAAGCAAUUGUUAAACCCAAAAAUAAUUGAUGUGGGUGAAAACUAUUUGACAAUGACUUUUCCAAACCUGUAUGAAUCUGAAAACUGUAAAGUAAAAGUACCUGGAAUAAAAAACACUUUGUGGAUUACCGAUAAUGACAAAAUGUCGCGUAGUCAAACAACAUUAGAAAACAGUCUAAAUGUAACCAAUAUUAUGCCAUUUACCAAUUACACAAUACAAUUGUCUAUAUCAUCUUAUUAUCAAAGGAAACUCAAAAUAGAUGAAUGGUAUUCUGAUGUUAUGACCGUACUCACAGAUGUAGGUACACCUUCUAUACCUCUAAAUUUUACGGCACAUGCUUUAAAUCCCACACAAAUUUAUAUAAUGUGGAAUCCUCCGGAACGACCUAAUUGUGAGAAAGUAUGGUAUGUACUACAUUGGCAAGAUACGAUCUUUGGUGAAGAGGCAUACAAACAGGUUAAUAGUCUAAAUUAUUUAGUUACGAAUUUAGAAUCUUCUCGAGAAUAUAAACUUUGGUUAAAAAUUUUUUCAACCGAUGCCAAAUUCAACACCACACCUUCCGUCAUAGUAAAGACAUUUGAAACUCCUUCUCGAAUUUGGCUAGUGAAAAGAUCUGCUCACAACUUGACUUUAAGUUGGGUUACCUCGGAUAACGUUUCUAGGUCGGUUCUAGCUUGCCAAGAAGUAAAUGGCAACAAUGAGUUCAGUAUAGAUAUUACAGAAGAUUCUUCUUCAAUACUUGUGCCCAAUUUAGACCCAAAAACGAAAUAUCAAUUUUUCCUUGAAAUAUUCUAUGGAAAUCUUGUAGAUCCUUAUAUAUGGCCAGAAGUACCUAAUGAAUACUUCAUUUAUGAAACCCUGGGUGCAUCUCCUGGGCGGCCAGGUCAACCGCAGAUCGAACAUACCAUAAGUGAUGUGUUUAGAAUAUUUUGGGACGCAGCUCCAAGUAAUGGGGAAUUAAUAAUAGAAUAUUCUCUGGAGGCGUUACAAGCUCGUAAAACCAAACGCAUAAGAAGAAGCCAAGUCACAAACAUAAACUAUACAAAUAAUUCAGUAGACAGUUUCAAUCAAAUGCUUUGGGCCGAAGAACCUAGUCCAAUUGAAGAUAAAUGGAUACUUGCAUGUAGUACAACCGAAUUGAGUUGCAUUAUACGAGAAAUUUAUAUACAGAGGCUUUUGAUGUUCCGAGUGCGGGCAAGAAACGAAUUAUAUGGUUGGGGUCCAUAUAGCUUGGAUAGUGAACGAAUUUCAGAACCUUUUGUUUCACCAGAAAAAAGGGAUUCACUGGUAUUGGCUAUCAUAACUCCGGCAGCUAUUGUUUCCACAUUUGUGCUCAUUUUGAUCCUGUUACGCACAUUACAAGUUAGACGACAAAAAGCAAAAAAAUUGCUUGAAAAAAGCCGUCCAAGCAUAUGGAGCAAUAUGUCUACGCUGCAGCACCAGCAACUUAUGUCAUCACGUAAUAGAGCAUUUUCUACCACAAGCCAUUCGACAUUAUACACUGGUGGUCCUCUGAGUGAUGCCGAUAUCGCCCUUUUGCCUCACAUUAGUUGGAGUCAAAUAACAAUAUUACAUUUUUUGGGAAGUGGGGCAUUUGGUGAAGUGUAUGAAGGAUUAAUAAACUAUGAAAAUAGUGAUCAACAAGAAAAAGUUGCUAUUAAAAGCCUACGAAAAGGUGCUAGCGAAUUUGCUGAACUUCUGCAGGAAGCUCAAUUAAUGAGCAACUUCAAACACGAAAAUAUUGUCCAACUUAUUGGAGUUUGCUUUGACACUGAGUCUAUAUCUAUAAUAAUGGAGCAUAUGGAAGGUGGAGACUUACUGACUUAUCUACGCAACUCAAGGCCGAACUCUAAGAGGCCUGUGGCUUCACUGAAACUCUUAGACUUAACUUCGAUGUGUAUUGACGUAUGUAAAGGUUGUAGUUAUUUAGAAGAUAUGCAUUUUGUACACCGCGACCUCGCUUGCCGUAACUGCUUGGUAUCUUCCAAAGAUCCAAGUAAACGUAUGGUGAAAAUUGGCGAUUUUGGAUUAGCUCGUGACAUAUAUAAAAGUGACUAUUAUCGUAAAGAAGGCGAAGGACUUUUGCCAGUUCGAUGGAUGUCUCCAGAAAGUUUAAUCGAUGGCAUUUUCACAACACAUUCUGAUGUGUGGGCUUUUGCUGUGCUAUGUUGGGAGAUAUUUACUUUAGGCCAACAGCCUUAUGCUGCGAGAAAUAACUAUGAAGUCCUAAAUUAUGUAAAGGACGGUGGAAGACUAGAGAAACCUGAUAAUUGUCCCGAAGAACUGUUUACUUUAUUGUUACAAUGUUGGUGUAAACAGCCGGAAGAUCGACCAUCGUUUGGAACAUGUGUUAUAGAACUAUUUAAAAUUAAAACGGAGUUACGACGAAUUAAUUUGGGCUUUACAAAUGAUAGCUCUGAUAACUCUUUAUACGCUAAUCGUGAAGAAAGCUGUUCGUCUACAUUGCCAAUGAGCACGGUUCCAAAAGGAAAGUCUUUGAAUAUUCCAUCUGAAUCAGUAUAUUUCGGAAAAUUCUUAAAUGACAAUGUAAACCUGUCAACGCAGUUGGAAACAUUUUAUCAAGACGUUGAUAUAGAAACGAUAUCUGAUGAUUCUCAAUUAAUCGAAACAGAAAUAGAAGCAAUCAAUUCUGGUAUGACUUCUCAAAUGAAUGAAGGCAUAUCAAGAUUAUGAAAAGCCGUCCAAAAGAUGCCAUUUAAUGAAUAUAAGUAUUUACGAUUGAAAAUCGAUUUAUCCUAUUAUCAAUAAAGAACUGACGAAAACUUAUAUAUGCGUGGUUUAUAUACCGCAUAAUUUUUAAAUUUAAUACCAGCUUUAUUCUGAUUUGCUAUUCUUUGCAAAUGCAAAGUUAUCGAUUUGGAAAUAUUUAUUUGCCGUCUCCAAAUGGUUAAUGAAAUAAUAAUAACAGAAAUAUGUGCAUAAUCGAAGAUUUGGCAGUGCCUCCCGAAAAGCAAACAAUGUUAAUCAACGUUAUUAAAAUAAUAAGUUAUAUACAAUUAACAAUUAAAAUUCCAUUUAUAUUAAACUACUUUUGAGGUAUUUAAAAAUAAUAUGAUUAAGGGUUAAAUAUCUGAUCAAAAUAA
Zeugodacus cucurbitae (melon fly) is the source of this 8660-nucleotide messenger RNA. It is a transcript of the gene sev, whose product is annotated as protein sevenless. The record is from RefSeq and is a predicted model, not a curated record. NCBI's taxonomy places the organism in Eukaryota, Metazoa, Arthropoda, Insecta, Diptera, Tephritidae. Gene Ontology annotation, molecular function: ATP binding; protein binding; transmembrane receptor protein tyrosine kinase activity. Bases 916 to 8250 code for a protein of 2444 amino acids. Gene Ontology annotation, biological process: cell surface receptor protein tyrosine kinase signaling pathway; protein phosphorylation; multicellular organism development. The transcript has 12 exons. Gene Ontology annotation, cellular component: signaling receptor complex; membrane.